Messenger RNA from Stylonychia lemnae, 714 nucleotides. The record is from the annotation of a GenBank genome assembly. Lineage: Eukaryota; Ciliophora; Spirotrichea; Sporadotrichida; Oxytrichidae.
AUGAAUGAUGGAAUUUUGAUAUCAGACUAUAGGCAUAUCGUUGAUUCAGUAAAUAAUAGAAUGAAAAUUGAUACUACGAGAUAUGUAUAUCGAAAGCCAGAGAGAAUUACUAAAGUUUAUGAUAUUGAGAGAAAAUAUUUAUAUGUUAGCAGCCCUAGAUAGAAAAUGUGCAUGAGAUAUAACCUAGAAGACAUAAGUCCCAUUUCUCUACUAAAGAAACAUGAAGGUUUAUCUCUGAAAAAUAUGAUAACUUAGACAUGGGAUGAAUCAUAAAACAAAACUAAAUACUUUGGCAAAUUCAAUAUAAUCAAGUCAGAUAAUGAAGGAAUCAAAGAAAUUACUGGUUAUUACCAUGUAUUUAUGAAUCAUCAAAGUUUUAUUGACAUUGAGAAAGAUUAUCAGUAAUCUGCAAAGUUUGAAACCACUUUUUACUAUUUUGAUGAGAAAUUCAACUUGGUGGGAGGAGCAACUUUAGGAAAAUAGAAUUAAGAAAUAUAAUCAUUUAGUAUGAUUAGUUUCAAAGAAUUGAAACGGAAAGAUUUAAGUAUUGAUGGAGAUAGUGAUUAUUAGAACUAGAAUAAGUAUGAAAUCGAAUUUGUACUACUUGAAUGUAUUGAUGAAUAUUUCAAGGACUAAUAUAUUAUCGUAAAUGGCUUUCAUAUCGUCAAGAUUGUACCUAAACAAAGGUUUAGACUCUAAGUUGAAACUAUUUGA